AUGCACGAGAUCUUCCUCACAGCCCUCAUUGAGGACAAAGACUUCACCUCAGCAUGCGCAGUCCUCGGCGGUCUCACAAACAUGGACCCGUGGGAAUCAAUCCAGCGCGUCCUCUACUUUCAAGGCCCCCAGCGUCCCAUGGGCAUCUCGAACCAGAGCUCUAUAGAAAAGCCCAUACGGAACAAUACUGGGUUCCUUUGGAAAGAGCUUCAUCAGAACUUGACCCGACAAUCCUUCAUAUUGCAAACGCGAUAUGAUGUACUCAAAGAUCGCGACAUGGGAGCCAAUGCGUCGCCGAUGGACCUGGAUGCGACGCAGGGUAUCUUGAGAUGGACGGAUUUUCCUGAUCCGCCGCGUGGACAGCCUUUGCUUACCCAGCGGAAGAAGGUUGAGCUUUGGGAUCAGAAGAAGUUGCCUUCAGUUAUGCGCGACAAUAACCACAUAUUCAAGACGGAAACAAUUGAAGAGGUCUACCGCUUCUACAGAGAUGACAUCGAGUUCUGUCUAACACGCCACUACUUCCUCCAACCUCUAGAACACUACACCCCCAUGGAAACAAAACAGCAAGCAACCAUCCCAAUGGGCAGUCUACCGCCUUGGGAGUCUCUCACUCCAGUGGAUCAGCAGAAACGAUGGUUUCUCCAGGUCAAGGCACAUGUUGUCCAGGAUAACAAACCGGACGAGAUUCGCAAGGCUCAGGAUCAACUACUAGCUGUGCGAAGAGAGCUCGAUGGAGUUUUCGAGUUCCGGGGUAUUGAUCGCAAGGUUCACGAUACCAGGGUUAUGCAACAGAUGCAGGGGGUUCAGCAGUUGCCGCAGAAGUUUACGGUUGGGAAGUAGAAUGUCCACAAGCAGAAGAAGCCGCGCGUGCGGUAUUGAAGAUUGCCCACUUCCCGCAUGUUGACGGGGCACUGAUUGCAUCUGGGGUAGAGAACAUGGGGCACGUGGCAUCCGAUGAUGUCUAACUCAAUUAAUAGAUGAUACCCGGUAUGACAGACGUUCGGUAGCCGACCUAUCACUACUUUCCGAUCGCAUCAAGCCUUUCAUGCGCUAUAUCCCAAA
This is a messenger RNA of Fusarium odoratissimum NRRL 54006, 1062 nucleotides long. RefSeq lists its product as uncharacterized. The transcript is spliced from 2 exons. Lineage: Eukaryota; Fungi; Ascomycota; Sordariomycetes; Hypocreales; Nectriaceae. Gene Ontology annotation, cellular component: mediator complex. The coding region runs from base 1 to 840 and encodes 279 amino acids. The record is from RefSeq and is a predicted model, not a curated record. Gene Ontology annotation, biological process: regulation of transcription by RNA polymerase II. Gene Ontology annotation, molecular function: transcription coregulator activity.